AUGGGAAGUCUUCUACCUACAGGUGGAUCAAGCCCAAAAUUCUGUCAGUUAUACAUAUAUGAUACGGAGAACGAGAUUUCAAAUAGAUCGACAAGUAUUGGUGGAUCAACAAACGCUUCUACAUCAAGUUCAAGACCAUAUGAUCUCCCGAUUAUAGAAUUUUUGAAGGUUAUGUUAGAUUCAAACAAUGCGUUGGUGAAGUCUUAUCGGAUGGUAAGAGACAGUCUUCAUGAAAAUCGUGGCUCUAAUUUGAAGUUAAGACUAAUCGGAAAAAGAGAACAAGAUGGAAGGACGUAUAACUUACCAACUUCUUCUGAGGUAGCCGCUUUAAUUGUUGGUGAUAUUCAUAAUUCAAUUGAAAAAAGAGACAUCAUUGUUGAAACCUCAUCGGGAUUACUAAAGUGUAUCAGUGAAUUACAUCCUUCUUACCUUGCUCUACAGUAUCCAUUACUAUUUCCAUAUGGCGAUGAUGGUUACAGAGUUGACAUCCUUCAUAGAGGUAUUACAUCUUCAAGUAACAGCAAGCGCCCGACAUGUACGAUGAGAGAAUUUUUCGCUUAUAGAAUUCAAGAUAGAGAUCAAUCAUUCUCACUAAUUCUUAAUGCAAAAAGGUUGUUCCAACAAUUUUUAGUUGAUGGUUAUACCAUGAUUGAAAGUGAGCGAUUAUUUUUCAUACGUAAGCAACAAAAAAUUCUUAGAUGUGAGACUUAUGAGAAUCUGCGUGAUCACCAAGCACAUGGGAGUACAAAUAUUUCGGACGUUGGGCAACGUGUGAUCUUACCUUCUUCAUUUACCGGUGGUGCACGUUAUAUGAUGCAAAACUAUUUGGAUGCCAUGUCGCUAUGUAAAUGGUUUGGAUAUCCAGAUUUUUUCAUAACCUUUACGUGUAAUUCAAAAUGGCAAGAAGUUCAAAGGUUUCUUAAAGACACUCCACUUCAUCCAGAAGAUAGACCGGAUAUAUUAUUGGUUUACACAAUUGAAUUUCAAAAAAGAGGCCUGCUUCAUAGUCAUAUAUGUCUGUUUAUGCAUUCUGACUGCAAGCUUCCUACAGUUGACUAUAUCGAUCCACUUAUUUCUGCUGAGAUUCCAAAUAUUGAUGAAGAUCGAGAAUUAUAUUCACUUGUCAAGGAGUUCAUGAUUCACGGUCCAUGUGGAGCUGAAAAUUUCAAUUGCCCAUGCAUGGUAGACGGAAAGUGUUCUAAAAACUUUCCAAAGCAAUUCUGUAAUCAUACUUCAGUUGAUCCAGAUGGGUUUCCCUUAUAUAGGAGAAGAAAUGAUGGAAAUUUUGUCGAAAAAUCUGGUGUUCAGUUAGAUAACAGAAACGUUGUUCCAUACAACAAAUAUCUGUUAAAACGAUACCAGGCACACAUCAAUGUUGAAUGGUGUAAUCAAGGAUCUUCUAUAAAAUAUUUAUUUAAAUAUAUAAACAAGGGUCCUGAUAGAGCGACUUUUGCUAUGGUGCAAAGCAAUAAUGAUUCUGAUAAGAACGAUGCAGUCGAUGAAAUCAAAGAAUACUAUGAUUGUAGAUAUAUAUCUGCAUGUGAAGCAUCGUGGCGGAUUUUUAAAUAUGAUGUUCAUUAUAGGCAUCUUGCUGUGAUUAGACUACCUUUUCAUUUGCCUGGUCAACAACAAGUUGUAUAUGAGGCAGACGAUGAUAUUGAAGAUGUUCUUGACCGGCCUUUAGUUGCUUCUUCAAUGUUCAUAUCUUGGAUGAAGUGUAAUGAGAUCAAUAAAGAAGCACGAAAGCUUACAUAUGUUGAAUUUCCUACCAAGUUUGUUUGGAAACCUAAACUUCAAAGUUGGCAGCCAAGGAUAGUUGGAUAUUCUAUUGGUACAAUUCACUCCAUUUCACCUAAGCUUGGCGAAGCAUAUUUUUUAAGAAUUCUUUUAAAUAAAGUGAAAGGUCCAAAAUCCUUCGAAGAAAUUCGCACAGUCAAUGGUGAAAUAUGUUCUUCUUUUAAAGAUGCAUGCUAUAAUCUGGGUCUUUUGGAUGAUGACAAAGAAUACAUCGAAGCAAUUAAGGAAGCAAGUCUUUCUGGAUCUAGUUUUUAUCUACGUUUCUUAUUUGCUACGAUGUUAUUGUCCAACAGUUUGUCUAAACCAGAGAUUGUAUGGGAAAACACAUGUGAAUACUUGUCAGAUGGAAUUCUUUAUACUCAACAAAAGAGAUUAAAGUCUCCAGAACAAAUUUUACUCCGAAACAAUUCCAGUCUCAAGGACUAUAGAAGGAUGCCUUACCCAAAUGCUGAUUUGGUUUCAUCUUCAAACAAUCGUUUGAUAGCCGAGGAGCUAGAUUAUGACAUACCAAAUUUGAAGAAUGAGUUUGAUCGCCUCUUUGUUUCAUUAACCGACGAGCAACGCAACUUUUUCUUGAUAUAA
Messenger RNA from Lactuca virosa, 2379 nucleotides. The record is from the annotation of a GenBank genome assembly. NCBI's taxonomy places the organism in Eukaryota, Viridiplantae, Streptophyta, Magnoliopsida, Asterales, Asteraceae.